UGGUGGCUCUUUCUUUUCAUUGGACUGGCAGUUACGGCAGAUGAUUUCUUCUGCCCCCAACUUGUUGUUAUCUCGGAUACCCUAAGAAUAAGUCCAAAUGUGUAAGGUGUCACAUUUCUUGCAUUUGGCAAUGGCGCCCCAGAUGUCUUUUCGUCCAUCGCCUCAAUUGACAGCAUGAAAGAUGGCGACAUGGGGAUGUCAGUAGGAGGUCUCUUAGGAGCCGGGGUAUUCGUGUCUACUGUGGUAGCUGGAGCUAUUGCCUUCGUGAGACCGUUUACCUGUAUGAAACGGCCACACAUUAGAGACAUUUUGUUUUAUAUCACCUCUGUUGGAUGGACAUUCGCAAUCCUUCACAGGAAGCGUGUUUAUCUGGGAGAAGCUAUUGGGUUUAUGGGGUUUUACGCUGUAUACGUCAUAGUAGUGGUGGUGUCAAGGAAGGUAUUUGAGAAGCGUGAACUUCCGAGAAAACUCUCACGAGCGAGUGAAUUGGAGAAAAGUGGUGACACACAAUCAAUUCAGCGUUCUAUGUCUGUGUCCUCUGACGUUCCAUUCUCAGAAGUGAGCGAUAAAAAGACUUAUGAUAUUUCUUUCAUCGACGUGACGGAACUGAUCGGAGGGAAGGAAUCGAUCCCAAGCUCAAACGGCCAUGUUAAUUCCGCUUUCGAAGGAGAUAUGGAUCCAGUUAUAAAAAAGGAACUCGAAGCGGCAAAGGAUGCCGAGCCUGGGGCUACGAAAGGAAGCCUGUUGUCGCAGUUUCUCUGGAAAAUCUGCCCAAUUGAUGUUGAUGGUUUUGGGGAAAUGAACAUCAUAGUGAAAAUCUAUGAAAUAAUAAAGGCUCCAAUCAUAUUCGCACUGACGAUAACUGUCCCAGUCGUGAACUACGAGGAAGAUAUGAACAACUGGAAUAAGAUUCUAACCAUGAUUCACUGCGUAACCGGGCCAGUCUGGUUUGUCAUGGCGGGAGAAGUUGGGACUACAAUGAUUGGUGGACGGUUUCCGGUCUGGGCCCUGAUUCUUAUCAUAGGUGUCGUUGCUGCAUGUAUAGUAUUCUUCACAUCAAAAUACGAUCAACCACCGAUAUACCACUGGUUAUUCGCGUACAUUGGAUUCCUCAUUGCAAUCAUUUGGAUUUAUACUAUAUGUAAUGAAAUCGUCAAUAUUUUAGAGAGUUAUGGGGUGGUGUUCAACAUUUCAAAGGCGAUCCUUGGACUAACACUACUCGCUUGGGGAAACAGUGUCGGAGAUUUGAUCGCCAAUACUGUGAUGGCACGUAAAGGAGAGCCUAGAAUGGGCUUUGCGGCGUGUUUUGGGGGACCUACAUUCAAUCUAUUGUUGGGAGUUGGAAUUCCUUUUACGAUUAGAUUCAUUCGAAGGAGGGCAACGGAUGAAAUCGUGAAGUUUACCCUCCAACAGACAAUACUAUGCGCUGGAGUAUGGGCAUCUAUGCUGUUUUCUAUCGUCGUAGUUCCGGUCUUGAAGUUCAAAGUUAGCAAAAUAUACGGAAUAUGUCUGUUUAUUUUAUACAUAUCCUUCUUGACAAUUGCACUUCUUGCAGAGACUAAAGUAAUACGUCCAGCCCAAGGGAUAUUCGAUGAAUAACACCCUGUAUCUUCACCUAACACACCUAAUUGUGAACAGUAUAUGUAGUUUACAAUCUCUAAAUACUGGGUAUCCUAGUACAAAAUCGAACCUAAUGAAACCACCGAGAGAUGACAUGAUAAAAUAAAUUUAUUUCUAAAUUAGCAGUAAAAAAUUCACUUUGUGGAUAACUUAUUAAGAAAUUUGACAUGUUAUACCACAUGCUCAAAAUGAUCUCCGACCUGAUAAAAGCACAGAGCUGAAUGCGCUGCUGGAAAUUGAAA
Messenger RNA from Owenia fusiformis, 1862 nucleotides. Lineage: Eukaryota; Metazoa; Annelida; Polychaeta; Sabellida; Oweniidae. The record is from the annotation of a GenBank genome assembly.